AGAAAUUUUACAUGAAAGCUCAUAAAUCUAUGCUGGAUCUUAAAAUCUAUACUUAAACAAGAUGAAUAAAUAUAUAACUUUUUGGUGAAAGACUGAAAAGCUUUGUCUAUGAAGAAAAAACCAUUAAAAAAAAAAAAGUAGUCCUUCCAAUAUCCUCCUGUACAUCUAUAAAUACUCCUCUUUCUUUCUUUCCCACAUCAUUUCAUUCAUCUACAUCCAUCUGUUUCCUCUUGUGUCUCAAAAAACUCUUAACAUUUUUCAAAAAGACACAAAACUAAUAAUAACUAAGCAUUUUGUCGUCAUGGCUAACAAAAUAACAGUGUUGGCCGUCGUGCUUAUGGCAGCUUUAAUGGCUGCCAAUGCCAUCCCAGAUCAAACUCCUCAAGGAGUGGAGAAAUGGUUCAAAAGGCUUCCCAAUGCAAGGGAGAAGCUGACAAAGCUCCAUUUCUACAUGCAGGACGUGGUUUCUGGGCCCAACCCCACUGCUAUUGAGGUUGCCAGAUCUUCCCUCACUGCCAACUCCAAGACCUUUUUCGGCCUCACCAGGGUUUUCGAUGACCCGUUGACCGUUACCGGGUCACCCGAUUCGAAGACCGUUGGUUACGCCCAAGGUCUUUAUGUCUUAACCUCGCAGGAAGACGUGGCUUUGCUCUUCACCUACAACUUUGUAUUCAACGACGGCAAAUACGCCGGCAGCACUCUCAGCGUUCAGGGAUACAACCCACUGGAAGCCAAGUACCGGGAGAUGGCGGUCAUCGGUGGAUCUGGCGUUUUCCGGCUGGCGAAGGGAAGCGCGGUGGCGUCCACUUACUGGGCUAAUGCAACCACCCAAGACGGUAUUGUUGAGUUUACAGUGUAUGUCCUCCAUUACGACGUCUCUGGUGACGACCAAUAUGCCCAGGACAUUUAAGUCUUCUUCUUCUGUUUCCGCGAUCUUUUUUAUCUUUUGUUACUUCUUUUGUUGGAGUUUUCUUUGUUUGGCCGCUGCUCAGCUACGCUCAGAAGUUGUGUCGCUUUUACUUUUGUCAAAGUUGUACGUUUGGUUGUAAUAAUAAAUUGCUGAGCUUUUAGCAGCAUGAAAUGAACUGAUUGAAUCUUUUUGCUUCUUAAUUUUUAAUUUUGCUGAUGAUGUACAUCAGUUCUCAAUUAUUAA
Molecule: messenger RNA, 1153 nt
Organism: Oldenlandia corymbosa var. corymbosa
Lineage: Eukaryota; Viridiplantae; Streptophyta; Magnoliopsida; Gentianales; Rubiaceae
Source: the annotation of a GenBank genome assembly